CAGCCCAGACAACGCACAGCUUCACACAGCUUCUCAAUGGUUUCUUAACGCGCCGUGUCGCGCGCGGCCAUUAGCAAUUAGCAUUUCGCACGAAUAUUUGCACUUCGUGCUUUACUACAGUAAACAAGAGUUUCGGUAUGCCUCUACUACAAAUAUGUACAAGUAAGAUGAUAUAAUAAAAUUUGGAGAAGUGACUAUAAAUUAUCGACGAGAAUAUGAUGAUCGUGUUGAACCUAGGAGCAACGGUGAAUUUCUUACAGUGAAACAUGUAUCGCUGUAAAAUGUUGUCAAAUAUUCAUGCAAAUAUUACCUGGUGGAACGAUCAGCAUCUGCAGCAUCAAGCAAACCGCGGUGACGCUACUAGUUCAACUUCAAGCUGAGAUUUAUAUUUUUUUUAAGUUUCGAAUCUGUCGUUGAGAGAGUUAAGUGCAACACAUGUCUUUAAAAAUAAUGUUGCUCUCUCGAUAUCGGAAUCUUAUCUUCGGCAUCUUAUCUUUGAAAAUAGCAGAGUGUGUCGUUCGUCUUCAAGUAUAACAAUCCUGUUUCUGUCGAUCCUGUUUCUGUAUAGUACAAAGAAAAGGGAUAAUUCCUCUGACUCGUUCAGUUACAUCGUCCAAUCGUCGAAGAUUCAAUGUCAUACGAUAAAUUCGUAACGCCGUUAAUCUCGAUUUGACUGGGUAACGAACGAUCCACGUCGACGUCAUGUCGAAGGAAUCGACGUCUUCCGAUUUCGGUACGCAAAAUCAUUCGGCAUCUGUCAACAACAAGAAAGUUGCCCGCAAAGUUAAGAAGAACAAAUGUGAAACGGUGGCGACGGCGGUCCAAUGUUACUAUGAAAAGGGAACUGCUGUGGACAAACCACGGAGCUUAAAGAACUGCUCAAUUAAAUUCGGGGUUGACAAAAAAUGUUGUCGACAAAAGGAGAAAAAUAAUGCGCCAAUUAAUAAUAUCAAAGAUAUCGUAGAACGUGGUAAAGAUGUAGCUAAUCUUACGAACGAUGUCCAAGCGUUGAUCAUUGAUGAGUUCGUGAACGAGCGUGUACGACGCAAAAGAAAGGGAAACAACAAGAAAAGCAAAUUGAAGAAAGGUUCUUCGAGCAGAGAAGCGAGCGUAGGAGAGGAGGACGAAGAAGAGGAAGAAGUAAUAGUAGCAGCAGCUGUAAAAGAACGUGAAGUCGAGGAAUCUGUACAGAGAAAGAUCAGAGAGACGUUCCCGAAACUCAUCCCUGUGAGAGAAAUCGAUGAAUUUAUAAGAAAUGAAAAUUCCAUCGAUGCACAAUACGUAGAGGGAUAUUUACGCGUCAAUCCCUGGAAUCAUAAGUUUGCCUAUAUAUCAUUGGGGGAUGAUGAAUUUGAUUUGCUGAUCGUGGGACUGAGGGAUAGAAAUAGAUCGUUCGACGGUGAUCACGUUGUAGCUCGUGUGAAUCCCACGGACAAAUGGAAGACUUGUCAAGGACAGGUGCAAAAAACAGGUGUGGUAGUUUGUAUAAAAGAGAAAGUACAUCCGAGAAAAACAGUCGGACAUAUUAAACAGCGCGGUGGUACGUCGACGUUCUUGUAUCCCAGAGAUCAUCGUGUACCAUUGGUCAGAAUAACUAAGCAGUCUUUAGAGCAGUUCGCCAUCCGUCCGAGUAACUGCGAGAACAUGCUGUAUUUAGUAGUCAUAACGGAUUGGACGAAUCCUCAGUUCGCAGUUGGGAAAAUUGAACAGAUAGUCGGAAGUAUCGGCGACAUAAAAGCAGAGUCGGACGCGAUAUUACUUGAACACGAUUUAGACGUAAAACCUUACGAUCCAAAGGUGAUAAGAGGUCUCCCAAAUAGCGAUCAUUCCUUGACAGAAGAUGAUCUGACAGAUAGGGAGGAUUGGAGGAGCGAAUGCGUGUUCACGAUCGACCCAAAGACCGCUGUGGAUUUGGACGAUGCGAUUUCUUGCAGAAUUUUAGAAAACAAGAAUUACGAAAUCGGGGUACAUAUAUCGGAUGUAACUCACUAUUUGGAAUUUUUAUCUCCGUUAGAUGUUCAGAUCUCAAAGCGAGCAACGACCGUAUACACCACAGACAACGUAUACCACAUGUUACCGAAACAAUUGUGUCAAGUAUGUUCGUUGACACCUGGCCAAGAUAAAUUGGCUUUUUCUGUGAUUUGGGAAAUAACUCCAGGCGCAGAAAUUGUCAAACACCGUUUCGCAAAAACCGUAAUAAAAUCUUGUUGUCAAAUGGCUUAUGAAGAUGCCCAGAAAUUUAUUGAAAAUCCAGAAGAUAAUUCGUUGGAUCAUCCUCUGAUUAUAAGUGGUGGUGACUUCACCGUUGAACAUUUGUCGACGAGAGUAAAUCGUCUACAUAAUUUGGCUGUGCAAAUGCGCAGUAAACGAUUCGAAAAUGGAGCGUUGCACAUAAAUCAACCAAAAUUGUGUAUCAGCGUUGAUAGAAUCACAGGCUUACCAGUGUCGUAUAGUAUAGAGGAGCAAAGAGAUAGUAACAGACUCAUCGAGGAGUUUAUGCUGCUAGCUAACACGACAGUCGCUACACAUUUGUACAAUACAAUUCCAUCGAGUGCUUUAUUACGCAAUCAUAAAGAGCCCUCGAAGCAUAUGCUCGGUAUAACGAAAGAUACUCUACAAAGAUUUGGUAUUCACUUGGACAUCGAUUCCUCCGCCUCUCUGCACGCCAGCCUUAAACGAUACGAGCAAAUCGAAUUAGAAGCUGAAAAUGACGAAACAAUGAAAACAAUGAAGUACAGGAUGAUGGUCAUCAAUAGUCUUUGUUCCAAAGCCAUGGCACGGGCUACGUACAGAUGUUCGUCCACCGUGAGAACGGAAGCGGAAUUGAGGCAUUACGCUUUAAAUGUCUCGCUUUAUACACAUUUCACUUCUCCGAUCAGGCGAUACUCCGACUGUGUGGUACACCGUUUACUUCAUUCGACCAUCAGAGAUAUCGACACGUUGCCUGACACGUGGUCCGAGAAGCUGUGCAAGUCAAUAGCGGCCAAUUGUAAUACGAAAAAGUAUGGGGCAAAGAUGGCUCAAGAGAAAAGUAGUGAAUUAUACUUUACGUAUUUCAUAGACUUGAAUGGGCCUAUUGUCACAAUGGGUAUCGUGUUACAAGUGACGGAGAGUUUUGUGAACGUUAUACUGUGUGAAGUUGGUAUAAAAUUAAGGAUACAUUUCGCGCAGCUAAAAGAAUUUGCGACUAUCGUCGAAUAUUCUACGGAAUGUUCGGUCCCGACGAUAAGAAUUGUUUGGAGGCAACCCGCUGUGACUCAGAUGAUAAAUGUUUUUACUUUGUUAUACUUGAGAGUUGAAAAACAUCCCGAAACUUUUCAGCUAAUCGGCAGUCUUUUACCACCGAAUUAUGAGACAGUAGAACGACGUUGAUCACAAUGACAGAGAGGUAUUUAUUCUGUAAAUUACAUUCGAAACUGAUCAUUGUCGAAGAUUUUAUUCCACGUACCUUUAUGUGUACAAAUAAUCUUUGGGCCGUGUACGUACGCACACAUUUUAUUAACAUUUUUAUUUUUAUGAAGUAAGAAUCGGUUAUUUUUAGAAAUAAUUUAUUUUUAAGAGACGGAAAUUACUCGGGUUGCUUGUAACUCGAGUAUGUUUUAAAGGAGAUGAUGGAUGGAAUAAUAAAAUCAGAUUUUUUCGCAAGGA
Molecule: messenger RNA, 3648 nt
Organism: Ceratina calcarata
Lineage: Eukaryota; Metazoa; Arthropoda; Insecta; Hymenoptera; Apidae
Product: Dis3 like 3'-5' exoribonuclease 2
Exons: 7
Coding region: 703-3372 (889 amino acids)
Biological process (GO): miRNA catabolic process; mRNA catabolic process
Cellular component (GO): P-body
Molecular function (GO): RNA binding; 3'-5'-RNA exonuclease activity
Source: RefSeq, a predicted model, not a curated record